Gregarina niphandrodes is the source of this 1353-nucleotide messenger RNA. Its product is annotated as DnaJ domain protein. The record is from RefSeq and is a predicted model, not a curated record. Lineage: Eukaryota; Apicomplexa; Conoidasida; Eugregarinorida; Gregarinidae. Gene Ontology annotation, cellular component: cytoplasm; nucleus. The transcript has 2 exons. The coding region runs from base 1 to 1353 and encodes 450 amino acids. Gene Ontology annotation, molecular function: protein-folding chaperone binding; protein folding chaperone.
AUGAGUGAACCAGCAGAUUUCUACGCCCGUUUGGGGGUUAGUAAGGAUGCUCCCGCUGAUGAGAUCAGGAAGGCGUACAGGAAGCUUGCUCUGAAGUGGCACCCGGAUAAGAACCCGAACAACCGAGAAGAGGCGGAAACGAAAUUCAAAGAGCUUGCAGAAGCUUACGACUGUCUAUCAGACCCAGACAAGCGUCGUCGAUACGACUUGUACGGUCCAGAAGGCGGUGCCCGCACGACAUCAUCUAACAAUGGAGGGCGUCAUGGCUCCGGUGGAUUUGGAGGAUUUGGAGGAUUUGGAGGCCCUCACUCGCAACGAGUGUUCUUUACCGACCCGUUCGCAGGCGACGAGGCCUUCGGCAACGACAUGCGCUUUACCUUUGACCAUGCCCGACGCAUUUUCGAAAACGUCUUUGGAACUUCGGACCCAUUUAGAGUCUUUGAGGAGGAUCCUUUCUUUAACGGCGCCGCAAGCUCCGGCUUCGGCGGCAACUCCGGCUUCGGCAACUCAGGCUUCGGCGGAUUCGGAGGCCUCGGUCUACUACGCACAGGUACGAGAUUCAACAACAGAAGAGGGUGGUUUGGUGACCCCUUUGGUGAUCCGUUUGGCAGUCCGUUCGGUAGUCCGUUUAGUGGCUUGCGCUCAGCUCUGGACCACCUUUCAGGCUUUCAGGCAAGAGCUUUCGACAACGCGGACGAUGACGUGUUCCGAUCUUUCGAACGCUGCUUCAGUGCCGGUCCUGCUUUCGGCGGAGGUUUCUCCAUGGCCAGUAGUUCGUCGAGUACGAUGCAGCGCGGUCCGAACGGCGAGAGCGUGACGGUGACGACGAGGACGACAAAAGACCAUACCGGACAGACACGCACUGAAACAGAGCGAGUGGUCCAACACCCCGACGGCCGCGUAGAGCGCACUCUAUCCUCGGGUGGUUCGCCGGCUUCUCGCCGUCUGAACGACGCCAGCCCGCCGGCUAAGGGCCAGGUAACUCGCGGCCAGGUAUCUCACAGCCAGGUAGCUCGCGGCAAUCCCGCGAUUAGCAACCUGGCCUACCAGAAUAACACAGCGUCUGACAGGUACCGAAGCAGCGGCUCUGCCGGUAGCGACAGGUACCAGACUAACGACCGAUACAGGAGCCGUGGGACUGACGGUCAUGGGACUGACAGUCAUGUGGCUAACAGUCGUGGGACUGAAAGAUACCAAAGCCGUGGCUCUGCAGGUCCGGGGUUUGAGGGGUACGCAAACGGUCAUCAAAGUGGCAGCGACGAACGCGGCAGUGCGCAGUCAUGGCUGCACAGGGCCCAGUCGGACAAGUCGCCCGGAGUGGCCCGUAGCAGACCAGCACGUAAGGGGUUCUAA